AUGAAUAAAGAAUCCAUCGAAGCGGUCCUCCACGAAGAGUAUGUGAUCAGCAAACGUGAGUAUAAUGAUUUAGUGGCAGAAUCAGCAAAAGUAACUGAUAAAAUUGAGAAAUCAAUCCAAUUUUAUGAACGUUAUUGUUCUAAUCUCCAAGCAUUCAUAAAUUCAACAAUUGUUCACGAUAACAUGAUCAAAACUAUUCUAGAGAAACCAGAAGAGCUACUUGCUCCUGGUUAUCCAGGAUCUGAUUUCAAAAAUUUCACAAAUUUCUUUUUAUUGAUUAAUGGACAAUUAAAUCAAUUUCAGACUAUUCGUAAAACACUUCAUGAUACCAUUAUUAACCGUUUAAAGAUAAUUAACUCCGAAUUUAACUCUGGAAUUCAAUAUUUAUCUCUAGAAAACCAAAAAGCCGCAAACAUUCGAAACGCAGCAAUUCAAGCAUACUCUGAAAUAAACGAAAAGAUUGCCACGCAAGCCAAUACCAUCGAAAUUCUUUAUUCAAAAUUCCAAGAUUCAAAAAGUGAAAAAAUGAAGAACAAACUUUCAAAAGCAUGUGAAGAAUAUCAAAUAUUCCUCGGUUUACGCAAUCAAAGGUAUAAAGAAAUGCGAACUGCUCACAUCAAAGCGAUACAAGCAUACAACGACUCUGUCUACAGAAUUAAGAUGCUAGAACUCAGCAGAUCAAGUAACCACAAAGAAACUAUACAAUUCCAUUCCAAAAUCAUAGCGGACUGCAUUAAAAAAACUGAACAUAUCAUUGAAAAGUUCCAUGCAGUCCAUAGAGACUGGAACGAGGACAUAAACAUCUUCCUUAUGAAGACAGGUAUCUCUCGCAGCUCCUGGAAGCCUCUAGAGUUUGUUCCUCCCAAAUUUAGUUUCGAAGAUUCUCGAAUUGACAGUCCCCUUCCUCCAAAACCAGGAUUUGGUAAUCCUGCACCAAUCGCAAUGUGUCAAGCUAUCAAUGACUACUCUCCUACCCAUGAUGGAGAAGUUUCUGCUUCAAAAGGUGACAGAUUUUAUGUUUUUGACAAUUUAACUGGUCCUAACUCUUAUGUUUGCUGUCCUCAUGGCGAAGGAUUCAUCCCAUCAACUGCUAUACACAAAAUUGAAGGUGAAUAUUACCUUGUAACCACGCCAACUGUUGCUCUUGAAGAAGGUUUCCUUUCUGCUUCUGCUGGAGAAAUUUUGAGAUUUAUAUCUGACUGCGAUGGAUCAAAGAUGUUUGAGAAUUUGAAGGGAAUGGUUGGAAAAGUUCCUGAUGAUUACAUUGUUUCAUUUUAA
Molecule: messenger RNA, 1278 nt
Organism: Trichomonas vaginalis G3
Lineage: Eukaryota; Parabasalia; Trichomonadida; Trichomonadidae
Product: SH3-domain family
Exons: 1
Coding region: 1-1278 (425 amino acids)
Molecular function (GO): protein binding
Source: RefSeq, a predicted model, not a curated record